Messenger RNA from Harpegnathos saltator (Jerdon's jumping ant), 717 nucleotides. RefSeq lists its product as uncharacterized. Lineage: Eukaryota; Metazoa; Arthropoda; Insecta; Hymenoptera; Formicidae. Bases 358 to 660 code for a protein of 100 amino acids. The record is from RefSeq and is a predicted model, not a curated record. The transcript is spliced from 2 exons.
AUGUAUUCGAAAGCUAGUAAUAGUUUAAGAUUAUUACGACAGCGAUAUGUCAUGCAUAAAAGUCGACUGACACUUCGUGGCGAAGUAAUCGCUGUUUGUUAUCGCUUUGGUACAGUCAUUUGUGAAAUUGCAUCGUAUAAGCUGACAAAACUUAAAUUGAUUACACUUUAAGAAGAUAUACGCAAAAUGUAACGAGUGAUCUUCUGAAUUGCACAUUCCAGUCAAUUACUGUUUAAAUCAGCAUUAGUGGUGGGAGGUCUGGUUUAGAAAUUUAUCGAAGUGAAGUAUGGACGUGAGUUUCCUAAUGUUAAAAGGUUAAUUUAUUGCGAUAGGAUAUAAUAAUGCUAUUCAUUUUUAAUGAAUUACUCCAAGUUGGAGGCCACGGCGACUGAUUUAAACGACAAAAUUCCUUGCUUGCGACAUAUCCUUCGUCCGGAAUAUGCCUCAUAUUUAACGACAAUUGCGACAGUGCUGAUAGGAUGGCUGCUCGUGACUUGGAUAUUUCACAUAAUCUGGAUGUUGCUAACACCCUUGGCGAUAGGCGCAAUCGUUAUAGCAAUUAUAUACCCAACAACUACCAGAUGGUACUUUCAGCAAUUAGGAACAAACCUGAAAGUGAUAGUGAACGAUUUCAUUUAUAAAUGUCUAGCACAUCGAUAACGAUAUUGAACAGUAAUUAAUGUUUAUAAACCGGUCAUUUGUCUAAUUUAAAUAACA